Parathielavia appendiculata is the source of this 924-nucleotide messenger RNA. RefSeq lists its product as uncharacterized. The coding region runs from base 1 to 924 and encodes 307 amino acids. Lineage: Eukaryota; Fungi; Ascomycota; Sordariomycetes; Sordariales; Chaetomiaceae. The record is from RefSeq and is a predicted model, not a curated record. The transcript is spliced from 5 exons.
AUGGCGGGACCAAAGAAAGGAGAGCGCCCAGACAUGGAUGCCAAAAAAGAGAUGGACCGCGUGCAGCACAAGGCCAACACGCUUCCCCAUCUCGCCGAGGGCACUCUCGGGACGGUGAUUGCGACGGAAAAGAACCAGGCUUCGGAUGGCCAGGGUGCUAGGAGCUGGGAGAUUCUCCUCCCCAACCUUGUGACGUCUGUCUCGCGCGGCGAGGCAGCUGCAGACGGUGGCCCCGUGACCAAGAUCAAGUACUUCAAGCCUUGCGAGAGGGAUGACCGGCACAGUGCCACCUUCUGCCAGGCGCCCACCGAGAGCUUCUCAUGUGAGCGUUGCGCCGACAGCAGGUUAGGGCCGGGCGAGUGCUCUCGCACCAUGCUUGUCUUUGCCGCGGGAGUGUGCACGCGUGAGGGCGUACAACCUCACGGCGGCAUCGGCAUCGUGACCAAGGACACGGUACACUUCCACGAAGCCAAAGUCCAGGAGCGCCUCCUAGCCGCCGCGGACAGGCUGUACGCUAACCCGAACAAGAAGCCCACCGACGAGAUGCGCAAGAUGGACAUUUUCCAGUCGGGCCUCGACAAGCCCGCUCGCGGCCAUAGCCGCGAACUUGUACCCGGCGGGAACGGAGAACUCGCCUGCCUGUUUGGCGUCGUCGAGUCGCGGUAUCAGCCAUCGUGGAAGACGGUAGGCGACAAAACCAUCAACGAGGAGCUCUAUGGCACGUGGCUCAAGCCGCAUGCCACGGUGGAGGCGGGCCGGAAGAUGAUGUCGAUGGAAGUCGGCGGCGAGGCAACGGUCGCGGCUGGGGCAAAGGAGGUGGCCGAGGAGGUGGGGAAGACGGCGGGCGAGAAGAAAGUAGCCAAGGGCGAGGACGACGAUGAACAGACCUGCGAGGCAGAUAUAACUUCGGACUCCCGUGGUUGA